Messenger RNA from Brassica rapa (field mustard), 2182 nucleotides. RefSeq lists its product as uncharacterized. The record is from RefSeq and is a predicted model, not a curated record. NCBI's taxonomy places the organism in Eukaryota, Viridiplantae, Streptophyta, Magnoliopsida, Brassicales, Brassicaceae.
AAAAAAAAUUUACAAGCCAAUUUUGAAUCAACACGAGGCUUCAUUGCAGGCACGAUUGUUACUUACGAUCUCAUAUCUUCCAACAUUUAAUCAUUUGUAAGAAGCUUCUUCACUAAACUCAUGAUUAGUUUGCUUUUUUGUCAAGACUCCAUAACAUUGACGAAAUGAAGCUUGAAGACUUACUUGGGGAAGAAGAAACCAAAGAUCAAAACAGCGUAGCUGCUCUUCUUGAUCAUCAUCGCCGUCUAAACCGCCAGGAAUCGCAACAGCUACCAGAAGAAGUGAAGGAUGAUUAUAAGAGCGAAGAAGAGAAGAAAGACUUGUUAAAGAAGAAACAAAAACGUCGUCUUCAAAGAGAUGUGGUGAAAAUGCAAGGAGAGCUAGAGGACGAGCAAGCACUCAACAAGGCUUUACGUGACAUGCUUCGUGGUCCUGUCAUGUCUCAGCCUCGUCUCUCUUUACUGCUUCUUCCUCCUCAGGUUCAAGAGCUAAUAGAGGAGCUUGGGACGGUUGAGGCAGAGAUACUUUGCCUUGAGAAACGAAUCCAAGACCUGAAACUUGAUGUGCAUAGUGAGAGGAAAGAGAAUCAAGAACUUGAAGCCAAUCUUGAUGGAGAGGAAGAAGAAGAGAGGAUGAUGACUCCUAAGAGACUACUACUAAGGCAGAAUCAUCUUCCUUGCAACGCUGACAAUGCCAUUACAAAGAUGAGAUCUGACGAUCUAAAACAAAGAUACAAGUCCUACAGUUGUGAAAAUCCUCAUCUUGUCAAGGAUAUUCAAAACAACAGUCUUGGUACUCACGCAUCAAUUGGACCAUCCAUGGAAUUCUCAUCAAGAAGCCACUCUUCAACUUUUUAUGAUGGAACAUCAAGAACGCAAGAGAAGAAGAAGAACGUGCAAGAGACGACACCAAAUGGAAUAUCAGAAGAUCUGGUGAAGUGCUUGAUGGGAAUCUAUCUUGAACUCAACAGGUCAUCGCGUGAGCGAGAAGGGUCGAGAACGGUUUCAAAGCUGAGCCUCUCACACUUGAAGAACGCUUCUUUCAAACGCAAAUCGGUGUAUGAUCAGAACGCAUCCAAUCUUGAUCCUUAUGGAGUUGUGAUGGGGACUUCUUUCAGGGACAUUGGAGAGUACAAGAACUUUAUUCACAUUACUCGAACCUCCAUUGAUGUUAGCCGUUUAUCUGAUUGCUCAACUUCUAUUGUCAAUCUAAGGGUUUUGAAGGAGAAGUUGAGCAAAGUUGAUUUGAGUUUCUUGAAUCACAAGAAAAAGAUGGCCUUCUGGAUCAAUACCUACAAUGCAUGCGUCAUGAAUGGAUUUCUAGAACAUGGGUUACCUUCAUCAAAGGAGAAACUACUGACCAUUCUAAAAAUGGCGACAAUUGACGUGGGAGGAACGCAACUGUCUGCUCUCGAUAUCGAAGGAUCCAUCUUGCAGAGUCCAUGCGAACCAAGAGAAACUGUUUCAACUGGUGAAAACGAAGCAAGACUACAGAAACGGUACGGUUUCAGAUGCAUAGAACCAAACCUAAUGUUCGUGCUUUGUCGUGGAGAUUGGUCUUCACCUGCUUUGAGAGUCUAUACUGCAGAAGAUGUGGUGAACGAACUAAUCAAAGCAAGAACAGAGUAUUUAGAAGCUUCAAUAGGUAUCUCAGGGAGGAAAAAGAUUGUGAUUCCAAGAUUCUUGCACAAGCGUUUUCGAGAUUUUGCGGAGGAUGAAGGGUCAUUAGUUGAAUGGAUAUGCAGCCAAUUACCUCCAGUUCAACGUUGCUUGCAGGUCAAGGAAACAGCGGUCGAGUGGUUGAAAAAGAAAGGUGAGUCGUCUUUGAACAAAUUGGUAGAAGUGAGGCCUCAUGAAUACGAGUUUCGAUAUCUCUUGCCUUUGUAGAUGUAAAUGCUUCACUUGGUUGUUUUGGAGCAUGAAAUGAUGUUGUUCUAUAUAUGUGUUUCAACAUGUGUGCAAAGAAAAAUAUUGGUUUUGUGAAUUUUGAUUAAUUUGAUUUUUUGAAAAUUCAUUUGACUCUACAAUCACGGUAAAAUCUUUUGUCCCUGUUUUAGCUUCAUUUGCAUGAUAUCGCAAAUAACUUUCCAAUCAAUAAUUUAUAUUUGCCCUAUUUCAGUUAAAUAUAUUUAUUUUUGGAAAAAAAAUUGAUAUAUAACCGAAAAGAUAAAUGUCUCUUAAUG